AUGUCUCUCUAUCGCAUAGGCGUCGACGUCGGCGGCACGAAUACGGAUGCCGCGAUUCUGGACAUUCACGCCCUCAACCAGCCCGGCCGAGGCGUCCUUACGUCGCACAAGGCGUCCACGACUCCCGACAUAACGAGCGGUAUUGAGGCCGCCAUCGCCGCCAUCCUCAAAAGCUCUGCGGUGGACCAGCGCCGCGUCCUCAGCGUCACCAUCGGAACGACACACUUCAUCAAUGCCUUGAUUGAGGCCGAUGCCCGCAGACUCGACCGGGUCGCCGUCGUGAGGCUCUGCGGGCCCUUCACGAGGCAGAUCCCCCCCUUCUCUGGGUUCCCCGUCGGCCUCCACGGCGUCCUCGACGGCGGCGCCUAUUACCUCGACGGCGGCCUGGAAAUGGACGGGCGCCAUAUCGCGCCUCUGAGCGAGGAGCAGGUUCGGUCCACGGCGCGGGACAUCAUGGCGUCCGGAGUCAGGUCCGUGGCUGUUGUGGGCGUGUUUUCCCCCCUGGAUCACGACAACGUCUACGAGGAGAGGUGCAAGACGAUGCUCCGGGACGAGGCACCGGAACUGCGCGUUGUCUGCUCGCAAAACAUUGGGCCUACUGGGUUCGUGGAACGGGAAAAUGCCACCAUCCUCAAUGCCGCCAUUCUGCGGACGGGCCACAGGGUCAAGAACGGCUUCAAGCGCGCCAUGAGCCGCCUCAACCUGACCUGCCCGCUGUAUCUUUCUCAAAACGACGGCACCCUCAUCGACGCCGAGACCGCCGCCGACUUUCCCAUCAAGACGUUUGCGAGUGGACCGACCAACAGCAUGAGUGGAGCUGCGUUCCUCGCUGGCCUGGAUAGAGAUGGCGCCGCCAAGGCCCCGGUCGUGAAUGGUGUCGAGUCGAAGCUCGACGGUCAUGGAUUGCCCGACAUUGCCAGUGGCGGUCAGGGGGAUGCUUCUGCCGAAUACGCCGUCGAGCCUCAGGUUCUUGUUGUCGACAUUGGAGGCACAACCACUGACGUCUGCGCGCUUCUGCCCUCUGGCUUCCCGCGUCAAGCCCCCGGCUUCGUGGAGGUCGCCGGUGUCCGGACAGCCUUUUCGAUCCCUGAAGUCGUCUCGAUUGGCUUGGGCGGCGGCAGUAAAGUCGUGGUUGACCCGGAAUCGCCGCAGUCCGUGUUAGUCGGCCCCGGAUCCGUGGGCCAUGAGUUGCUGUCCCAGGCAAAGGUCUUUGGGGGCCCGACGCUGACCGCCACCGACAUUGUUGUUGCCGAGGGCAAGGCUUCUCUGGGCGACGCGUCGUUGGUCAAGGACGUGGCAGCAGAGCUUCGCGAGGGUGGUCGGAGGGGGAUCAAUGCGCUCCUGGAGACCGUCAUCGACAAGAUGAAGGUGUCGACGGCGCCGGUGCACGUCCUCCUCGUUGGCGGCGGCUCAAUCUUGGUGACUGAGAAAAUUGCAGGAGUUGACAAGUGCAUCGAGCCCAUCCAUCAAGGCGCGGCAAACGCCGUUGGUGCCGCCAUUGGCAAGAUCUCCGGCGAGGUCGACACCGUGGAGAUCCUGGAGGGUAAAGACGAGAAGGCGGUCAUUGCCGCUGCCUGCCGAAGGGCAAUUGACCAGGCCAUUGCCAAGGGGGCCCGGCCGGACGAUGUCAAGAUUGUCGAGGUGAACAAGAUGCCUCUCCAGUACAUGUCGCAGGUGACGAUUCGGAUCCAAGUCAGGGCCGUGGGGACUCUGGCCAUUCCAGACGACGUGGCUCUGUUCGAGGCACCCGAGAGCAGUGACGGGGCGAACGGCGACGACGACGACCAAGACGAGGGAGAAAAAGUCAGCGUCCCGAAUGCCCUCCACCCUACGACCAAGCCUUCGCUGGGAGUCGAUUUGGCCACCUACCGCCCAGACGUGCGAGGCGGCACAUGGUAUCCCUCAGAUAUCGACCUUGAACUCAUUUCAACGGGGUGUGCCAUUUUAGGGACUGGUGGCGGCGGCCCGACCUACUACGAGUACUUGAAGAGUCUGCAGUGCCUGAGCAACAACGACAAGGGCCGGAUGCGCAUCGUCUCUCCCAAGUCGUUGAAAGACGAUGCUAUUGUAUGCCUCGGCACGUGGUAUGGCAGCCCGAGUGUGAUUAACGAACGCAUUGCUGCUGGCAAUGAAAUUGUUGAUGCCAUAAAGGCUGUGAACAGAAUCCAGCAUAUAGAGAGAUUUGACGCCGUUCUUGCUGAUGAGAUCGGCGGUGGCAAUGGCCUUUCAGCCCUUCCCGUUGGUACUUACUUCGAUGUUCCCGUCGUGGAUGCGGACGGCAUGGGGAGAGCAUAUCCAACCAUGUAUCAUAUCACAUUCAGCGUUUACGGACACGAAAUGACCCCUGCCGUCAUCACCGAUGCCCGUGGAAACGCUGUUGUCGCCAUGGGUGUCGAUAGCCCGAAGCGCCUCGAGACGAUUUGUCGCAAUGCAGCCGUAGAGCUCGGCCUCACCUGCGCCUGCGGCACAAACCCCAUCUCCGGGGACAUGGCAAAGACUAUCGCGGUGCCCAAUACGCUCUCCCAAAGCUGGUACUUGGGACGGGCUGUGCACCAAGCCAGGCGAGCAAAGACGAGCUACACCGACGCAAUCUUUGACGUCUGCGCCGGCAGGGUGAUAUUCACCGGGAAAAUCGUCGACGUCCAGCGCCAUCUCGGCGGCGGCUACACAAUGGGCGCCGUUGUUCUCGCCCCCUUUACCGAUGCCGAGCGCGAAGCCGAGUCCAAGGCUGGCGCGCAGCCCGACAAGCACAUGAUGAUCCCCUUUCAAAACGAGUACCUGUACGCCGCGCUCUGCGACGAAGCAGGCUCCCAAGAGUCGCAGCAGGUCGUCGCCACCGUGCCGGAACUGAUUUCCAUUCUAGGCCACGACGGCGAGGCCAUCGGCUCGCAAGACCUGAGAUUCGGCCUGCGCGUCAACGUCAUUGCCCUCCCCGCCCACCCGUUGUGGAAGACCAAAGAGGCCAUGGCCGUCGGCGGCCCUGCGGGCUUUGGACUGAAGAUGGAGCCGGUGGAUGGCAGCAUCCCCUUCACCGAACCGCGAAGCGUGAUUGACGAGUUUAAUGUAUGA
This is a messenger RNA of Metarhizium acridum CQMa 102, 3069 nucleotides long. RefSeq lists its product as uncharacterized. The record is from RefSeq and is a predicted model, not a curated record. Gene Ontology annotation, molecular function: 5-oxoprolinase (ATP-hydrolyzing) activity. Lineage: Eukaryota; Fungi; Ascomycota; Sordariomycetes; Hypocreales; Clavicipitaceae. Gene Ontology annotation, biological process: glutathione metabolic process. Gene Ontology annotation, cellular component: cytosol.